UGAGGAGAUGCCAAGCUGCUGUGUCUGUGCCACCCUCUGUGCUCCAGCACUGGUUCUCUGCUCACUAACCCGACUCACCCACGCCCUCUCUGCCUCCCGUGAGCAAGCACCAGGGCAGGGCUUGGACAGGUUCAGCUACGACUAUGAGACCAUCCGCAACGGGGGCCUGAUCUUCGCCUUUGUGGCUUUUGUGGUCGGGCUCCUCAUCAUCCUCAGCCAGCGGUUCCGCUGUGGAGGGAAGAAGAGGAGACAGGGCACCAAUGAGGACCUGUAGCUGCAGGUAGGUUUCAGGAUGCAGCCAGCUGGUAGCCAGACAGCGAUGCUUUGAGGCUCCUGUGCUUCAGGGAAGUACUUACACAGGGGUUUGUCUCAGGAGCAGGGGAGCUGAUGGCCAUCUAACACCUCCCACUCUGGUUUCAGAGCUGCCAUGGGAGCUGAGCUUCAUCCCAAGAGAAGGAGUCCUUGCCAAGAACCACCCCUUGCCCCGCUCCACUGGAUCCAUUACCCUGCUCACCCCAGGCAGGGCCAGAGCACAAACUGCCCUCGUGCUUUCCCCUCUGCUGCAGCCAGCGAGAGUUCCUUGGCUAAUAAAGUUCAA
Indicator indicator is the source of this 598-nucleotide messenger RNA. RefSeq names its product FXYD domain containing ion transport regulator 2 (gene FXYD2). The transcript has 5 exons. Lineage: Eukaryota; Metazoa; Chordata; Aves; Piciformes; Indicatoridae. Gene Ontology annotation, molecular function: sodium channel regulator activity. The record is from RefSeq and is a predicted model, not a curated record. Gene Ontology annotation, cellular component: membrane. Gene Ontology annotation, biological process: monoatomic ion transport; regulation of sodium ion transmembrane transporter activity. The coding region runs from base 8 to 274 and encodes 88 amino acids.